This is a messenger RNA of Acytostelium subglobosum LB1, 2262 nucleotides long. RefSeq lists its product as hypothetical. Gene Ontology annotation, molecular function: double-stranded DNA binding; damaged DNA binding; DNA helicase activity. The coding region runs from base 1 to 2262 and encodes 753 amino acids. The record is from RefSeq and is a predicted model, not a curated record. NCBI's taxonomy places the organism in Eukaryota, Evosea, Eumycetozoa, Acytosteliales, Acytosteliaceae. Gene Ontology annotation, cellular component: nucleus; Ku70:Ku80 complex. The transcript has 5 exons. Gene Ontology annotation, biological process: DNA recombination; telomere maintenance; cellular response to gamma radiation.
AUGGCAGCUACAUCAGUACCAUCCAAGGAGGCACUGGUGAUCAUCUUGGAUAUUGGUCUGGGCAUGCAUCAUCACACCAAUGAAGCCAAGCAUGCAUCCACAACAACACCAAUCGAAGAGGCAUUAAAGUCUGUCACUCUAUUGUUUCAACAAAAGUUGAUAUAUGGAAAGAAGGAUGAGCUGGGAGUUGUAUUGGUUGGUACAAAGGGUACAAAGAAUAACUUGCAAAAGGAUGGAUAUCAACAUAUUACAAUGCAGUCAGAGAUUGAGGAACCAAAGAUAGAGACACUCAAGUAUCUUGAGAAUCUAUCACCAGGUGAAUCACGUGGAGAUCUGAUCGAUGCAUUGAUUGUUGCUAUGGAUAUGCUCAUCAACAAGACUGAGAAGAAGAAGUAUCAAAAGAGAAUCUUCUUGGUCACCAAUGCCAAUGAUCCAAUCAACAAGGAAGACCUCUCCACACUACAAGAGCAGUUCAAGAAGAUAGAUGUCAAGCUUAACAUAAUUGGAGUGGACUUUACAGAUGAAGAGGAAUUGGAGAAUAAGAUCAAGUUGACAAACAAGGAGAAGAAUGAGAAGUUCUUGAGAGAGUUUGCUGAAUCGGUGAAUGGAGUGUUGGUGCCAGUCAAGCAGGCGUUGGAGAUGAUGAGCUUCUUUCGUUCACAGUCGGUGCUGCAGCGCACGACGUUCAGAGGCAGUCUGGAGAUUGGUUCCAAGAACAUCUCGGUCUGGGGCUACAUGAAGACCAAGAUACAGAGCCUUCCAACGCUGGGGAAGAUAUCCAACGUGUCCAAGGACGCCGCGGCCGUCGCAGCGGCAGCAGCAUCCAAUGGCAAUGGCAAUGACGACGACGACGAGGUCAGACGAUCGAUGCAGGUCAAGCAGGAGAAGAUGUUCUACAGUAUCUCUGAUCCAGACAAUGAGAUCGAUCACAAGGACCUGCUCAAGGGAUACAAGUAUGGCAAGUCCCUGAUACCAUUCUCAAAGAUUGAUGAGAGUGCCAUGAAGUACACUGCAGACAAGUGUCUCAAAGUGAUUGGCUUCACAGACCUCGAGUCCAUCCCAUUCUACUACAGCAUGGGCUCGUCCGAGAUGUUACUGCCACCACCCAAUGACAAGCCAGCCGAGCAGGCACUAUCCUCACUCAUCCACGCACUUGCAGAGACCAACCAAGUUGGACUCGUGCGCUAUGUAAAGAAGAAUGGUAGCAAUCCAUAUCUUGCCUAUAUAUUUCCACACAUCAAACCAAACUAUGAAUGCCUGUACUUGUGUACAAUGCCAUUCGCUGAUGACAUUAGACCAUAUCAAUUCCCAAACAUAUCACCAACCAAUGCCAAUUGUAAGAAGCAGUAUAUACCAUCGGCUGAACAGUUGGCCGCAGCAGGCACUCUGAUCGAUUCAAUGGACUUGAUGACAGCCGAGGAAAAUGAGGAACGUCAACAGGUGCCAGCACUGCGACCACGCUACACGUACAACCCAUCAUUGCAACACUUUUAUCAAUGUCUACAUUAUCGCGCUCUGCACCCGAGUGCACAACUGCCAAAACUGGACCCAGUCAUAUCAAAGUACAUCAACCCGGACGCCACCGUGCUGGAGCAGGCGGCGCCGGCCAUCGAGGAAUUCCAGCGUCUGUUCCCACUCAAGCCCACGCCGGCCUUCAAGGACACGUCGACGACAAAGUAUCGCUGGAAGGAUGGAGUGCUGGUGGCCGAGGAGAUCAGACUCGACUCGUAUGUGGGCGCCGACGACGGCUCCAAGAAGAGAAAGGCCGACGACAUGGCUGGCCUGUCGCUCGACAAGCUGGUGUCGGGCUUUGUCAACGAGGUCGGCUCGGUCAACCCGGUGCAGAACUUCAAGGACAUGCUGGCACGUCGCGAUGUCGACCUGGUGGACAAGGCCGUCGCGCUGAUGAAGCAGCGCAUCGUUCAGCUGGUGAACGACUCGCUCAAGGACCAAUUCUAUCAAAAGGCAUUGGACUGUGUCGUGGAGCUGAGGAAGGGCUGCAUCAAAGAGUCCGAGUCUGAGGAGUUCAACACAUUCCUGGGCGAACUGCGCGACUAUUAUGAAGGCAAACGACGUGAUGACUUUUGGCAACUACUUCGUGUACAAUCAAUCACAUUGAUCAGCACGGCAGAGAGUGAUGACAGUGGAAUCAGCGAAUCAGAUGCACUUGCAUUCCUUGGUUCCAAGCCCACUGCCGCUGCACCCGUACUCUCCACACCCAAGUCAGACUCUGUCGAUGAUCUCUUUGACCAAAUUGAGUAA